Trichobilharzia regenti is the source of this 1040-nucleotide messenger RNA. The record is from the annotation of a GenBank genome assembly. Lineage: Eukaryota; Metazoa; Platyhelminthes; Trematoda; Strigeidida; Schistosomatidae.
AGCUCUAGUAUAGAGGAUGAAGGUAUUGAGCCAAAGUUUGAUGAUAUUCUGAAACUGGUAAACGAUACUGUCAAUCAAGCUUUGAGCAAGAUUGCCAGUAUAUUGCAUCCCACCCCUGGAAUAGAGCAGCCUGAAGGCAAAACACAAUCAUUGAUGAUGAAAGGGUCUCAGAGAAGCGAAUAUCGAGAAAUCUUUGUGGUGUCUAGUAAUCCAUAUAAACUUAGUGAGUGUAACAGCUUUCUUGGGACGUCGCCAACAGAUAGGUUAAAAGCUGCAAGACAAACACGGUUGUGUUUUAAACGUUCGCAAGAAGUGCAUACAAAGGUGAACUGUGAAUCAGUGACCAGGUUUAGUGAUAAGCUAAAUGUGAAAUCAAGGUCUGACUCCGAAUUUUGUGACGAUAAUGGUGCGGUGAAGAAGCCUGUAGUUGCAAGUGGUAAGCCAUUGUUGAAUGGGGCGUCACAGAUGACACAUCACACAAAUGGUGGUAAAGUAAAUAUAUAUGAUAAUGAUCGUGAUAGUGCACUUUUCCCUUUGGUUAAUCAUGAUGAGGUGAGCGGAAUGCCUACUACUACUGAGUUGAACAAAGGUUCUGUACAACUUGAACGUGAAGUAGAAUUAAGAGCAGAAGCGGUGGUAGAAGGUAUGAAUACUCGUGAGACCGUCAGUGUAAAUGAUCAGCGUGUAGCCCACAUAUCGACAGAUGUUGAUGCUGAACUGGAUCUAAUAACAAAAAACAGCAGAGGUGGUAAUCUUGCAGUUAGAAAAACCUCUAAAGCCGAGAAUCAACAGCUUCUGAUGCACAGCUGAGUUCAUCAACUUGUGUCACUCAGUCGUCGUUGGUGUUGUCAUCCACAAUGAGAGAGACGUCCGUGAACUCACGUGUCUUAUGCUAUGACUAUGCUAGUGUCUGCCCGUUUGAAAAGACGAAAGUCAACGGUCAGUUUAGUGGUGAUAAGCCAACUGUGUAUGAGAGGGCAAUUGUUAAACUGGCUUGCACGAAUAAAGGCAUUUCAAGUUUCAAGUUACUAUUUGAAUGU